Dentiscutata erythropus is the source of this 251-nucleotide messenger RNA. Lineage: Eukaryota; Fungi; Glomeromycota; Glomeromycetes; Diversisporales; Gigasporaceae. The record is from the annotation of a GenBank genome assembly.
UGAAAAAUCUGAUUUUACUUUAGAUAAUAUGAAUCGCUGUGGUAUUAAUAGUUCUUAUAAUUGGAGACCUAUAAGAACGACAUCAGAAUGCUUUUCUAUCGUUAAUUAUGAAGUCAAAACCAAUACGCCUAUUCCUGUUGGAAGCCCAAUCAGUAACAGGUUUCGAGAAGGAGGGGGGGAUGAAGUGAUGGGUGGAGUGGGGGAUGAAGUGAUAGGUGGAGUGGAUGAAGUGAUAGGUGUAGUUGGGGAAG